Molecule: messenger RNA, 1860 nt
Organism: Coregonus clupeaformis (lake whitefish)
Lineage: Eukaryota; Metazoa; Chordata; Actinopteri; Salmoniformes; Salmonidae
Product: CMP-N-acetylneuraminate-beta-galactosamide-alpha-2,3-sialyltransferase 4-like
Exons: 11
Coding region: 476-1492 (338 amino acids)
Biological process (GO): glycolipid biosynthetic process
Molecular function (GO): sialyltransferase activity
Source: RefSeq, a predicted model, not a curated record
CUUCUUUAAAUACAGACAGCAUGCAUAUCAGCAUUCAAUCAAUCAAUUGAUUAUUCAUUUUCUGACGGUCAAUAUCUCAAGAACUGCAUACGCUGCGCAUGCGUCAAAAAUACAUAUUUUGAAAAAGGGUAGGCGUUGAACUGACUACAUUCCAAUGGACCGUUAACUCUGCCUACGGAGUUAGCAACCCGUUAGAUUAUAGCCAACAAAUUAUUAAUUUGCUUCUUAAAUGUGGUAUGUGUCUAUGUUUUCAAAUCGUGUAGGCCUAAUCAAUGAAAGGGAUACCACGGCGCCUCCCACUCGGCGCAUUAAAACGCCUAUUUCUUGCAUCUCAAAGAUAGAGUUUAACAUUGCGAACGUUAGUUUACAUGCCUAUGCUAUUCUGCUUGUGCUUCGGAUUGCCAAAUUUGUUAACUACAUUGCUGGGUAACAUCAUGCGCAGUACCGAGAUGAGAGGGCGACGGAGCAUGUGAAGAUGUCCCUAAAGACUGCUAAAACAUGGUGCUAUAGACUGAUCGCUGUUGUUCUGUUCUUCAUCUCCUACUACUGCUCCCACGUCUUCCUCCAGAGCUAUGGCGGCACCAGCAAGUCUCCUCCAACUCCGAGCAAGUCACUGUGCGGCGGCUGGCUAAAGCAGAAGAAGUGGGAGAGCCUCAAUUUUAACAUUAGCAGACAAACGCAGCUCUUCUUCAAACUGGAGGAUUUCUUCUGGCGACAGCAUCAGUCCACUCUAGCGUUACCCUACGGUAUUAAAGGCAGUGAGUUGCUGCUGCUGAAGGUUUUAGCCAUUAUUGCCAAUUACAAAAUGCCAGCCAGCAUUGAUAGUCUAGACUGCAGAACGUGUGCAGUCAUAGGAAAUGGGUUUGCCAUUAAAAACAGCUCCUUGGGGGGCGUCAUCAACGAGUACGAUGUGGUGAUCCGGCUGAAUGAUGCCCCCGUCAGAGGUUAUGAGGACGACGUGGGGAACAAGACCACUAUGCGUCUCUUCUACCCAGAGUCGGCCUCCUACAACCCCAGCAUGCACAACGACCCCGGCACCCUCAUGGUCCUAGUGCCUUUCAAACAGCAGGACCUCCGCUGGCUCAAAGAGAUCCUGUACGACGAGAAGAGGGUGAGGAAAGGUUUCUGGAAGCCCCCUCCACAGAUCUGGCUAGGCAGGACCAGUCGCAUCCGGGUGCUGGACCCUCACUUCCUGCAUAGGACAGCCAGCAGUCUGCUACAAAUCCCCCUUCACCCAAAGAGCAAACAGAAACCAGUACACCCCACCACAGGGAUCCUAGCCGUGUUCGUGGCACUCAACUACUGUGACGUGGUCCACGUAGCUGGGUUUGGAUAUCCAGCAUCCAAAAGCCAGAAGCAUCCUAUACACUACUACGGAUAUGACACUAUGAAAUCCAUGAAGGAUUCCUACCAUGACCUUACUCACGAAGCAGAAACCUUAAAAAAACUAGAGGAUUCGGGGGCUAUCCUGUACUUACACCCUCACUCCUGACACACAUACACAAGGUCCAGAAACAGACCAUAUCCCUUAUCUCCUAGAAACGUCAUCAAAAUCUGAAAGGAAUUUUCACUGCACUGCUAAUACCUAUAAAUGUUUUCUUCAGAUCUACACACAUGCCUAGGUGGUAGAGGUUAGCGGGCGUUCAUGGACUGACAAUACGGUCCAUACAGUCCAAACAUCACAAUCACACAUUGAGCCAGUCUUAAUUCACCUCACUCCUAUUGACAAUAACUAAUUCAUUUCUGUUUUGAAAAAAUGUUAAUUAACUUAAUUUUUUUAGAUCGUUGUCUUUUAAAUGGUAUCACUGGAUAUUUUAUUGUGUAAUUAAUUUUUAUUAAAAUGAAAUCUAAAUGAAAAUA